UAUGGAAAGCAAAUUUUUGAAAGUGUGUUCAAAUAUGGCAAAUUAGUUCAGUUUCUGGUUCCCUUGUUUCCUAUUCAUAGUUUAUAUCACAACCAAGGAUUCCAUAGCAACCAUUCCAGGACUGAACCCAGCUGCAAGUGACCUUUAUGAACAGCUAAACAAUUCUAUUACAACCAUCUCAUUGAAACCAAAUCUGCAAGCCAAGCAUUAGCAAUUCACUAUAAGAAACCCCAACCCCACCAUCUCUUCCAGGCAACUCUAGCUUCUUAUUCAUCAUUUCUGGCAUUUGAAUCCAGAGCAAUAUGGAGUUGACGUAGAUGGCAAAACUAUGGAACUUCGCUUUGGCUCUUUCUUUGGUCAUCUUCUUCUUCAUCGCUCCGAGUUUUUGUGUCGUCCAAAAGAUGAAUCCCAUUGAUAGUUGCUGGAGACGGAACCCUAAUUGGCGAAGAAGCAGGCAGCAACUGGCCACUUGCUCCGUGGGGUUUUCAGGGAAGAUGACUAACAAUAUUGGGAAAGAUACUAUCCGCUACAAAGUGAGUGAUCCUAGUGAUGAUCCAUUGAAUCCUAAGAAAGGGACUCUGCGAUAUGGAGCCACCAUGAUCACUGGGAAAGUGUGGAUAACUUUCCAAAAGAACAUGAAUAUUCAGCUUGUCAAGCCCCUCCUCAUUAGCAGUUUCACCACACUCGACGGCCGUGGUGUCGACAUUCACAUCACUGGCAACGCUUGCCUUCUGGUCUACAAGGCAACAGAUGUGAUCAUCCAUGGGCUAAGGAUUCACCAUUGCAAGGCCGUAGGUCCAUCAUCGGUAAGGGGACCAAAUGGAGAAAUGGUGCCUCUAGGUCAGAUGGAUGGAGAUGCAAUCAGAUUGGUUACUGCAUCAAAGGUUUGGAUAGACCACAAUACACUGUAUUCAUGCCAGGAUGGUCUUCUGGACGUAACUCGAGGAUCUACAGACGUUACCAUCUCUAACAACUGGUUCAAGGACCAAGACAAGGUUAUGCUUCUUGGACACGACGAUGGAUACUUGAGAGACAAGAACAUGAGAGUUACUGUUGUGUUCAAUCACUUUGGUCCAAAUUGCAACCAACGAAUGCCAAGGGUUCGCCAUGGAUAUGCACACGUGGCCAACAACCUGUACCAAGGAUGGGAACAGUAUGCAAUUGGGGGAAGCAUGAAUCCUAGCAUUAAGAGUGAAGCCAACUACUUCAUUGCACCAAAAUCAGGAAAUAAAGAGGUAACAUGGAGAAAUGGCAUCAAUGGGAAUAGCAAGCCAUGGAAGUUCUAUUCCGUGGGAGAUGUAUUUGAAAAUGGAGCCUCUUUCAUUCAGACUGGUUCAGGUGGGGCAAAGCCUAAUUAUAAUGAUCAACAAAAGUUUAAGGUUGCAGAUGCCAAGUUUGUGAGGUCGAUAACAAAGUCAUCAGGUGCUUUAAAGUGUUUUAGAACUAUUAUGUGCUGAGACACAAUCAAUCAGCAAGACAAUGAAGGAAACGGUAGAAGCCAAUAGAUGGCUUACUGUGUAUUCGAAAAUCUUUACAUGUAUCUGAAUACACAAGUUGAUUUAUACACCUUACCAAUGAAAUAGAAUUUCAGACUAAAAUUUGAGUCCCAAAAUAUUUAAGAUAAGAAUUUCUUUUUAAUUUUAAAUUAUAUGUCGAGAUGACAUUGGAUGUGUAUAUAUUCGGGUGUAUGGAAGAGUUUUCCAUUGUGUAUCUACAUG
Manihot esculenta (cassava) is the source of this 1718-nucleotide messenger RNA. RefSeq names its product probable pectate lyase 4. Gene Ontology annotation, molecular function: pectate lyase activity. The record is from RefSeq and is a predicted model, not a curated record. The transcript has 4 exons. Bases 318 to 1457 code for a protein of 379 amino acids. NCBI's taxonomy places the organism in Eukaryota, Viridiplantae, Streptophyta, Magnoliopsida, Malpighiales, Euphorbiaceae.